Molecule: messenger RNA, 1342 nt
Organism: Micropterus dolomieu (smallmouth bass)
Lineage: Eukaryota; Metazoa; Chordata; Actinopteri; Centrarchiformes; Centrarchidae
Product: homeobox protein Mohawk-like
Exons: 7
Coding region: 1-1077 (358 amino acids)
Biological process (GO): cell development; muscle organ development; regulation of transcription by RNA polymerase II
Cellular component (GO): nucleus
Molecular function (GO): DNA-binding transcription factor activity, RNA polymerase II-specific; RNA polymerase II cis-regulatory region sequence-specific DNA binding
Source: RefSeq, a predicted model, not a curated record
AUGAGCAAAGUUGACGUGAUGAAGUCUGAUACUUUGCUUCAUUUGGAGAGCAAAAGGAGAGCAGAGGAGAGGAGCAGAUCGAACUGUGUAGAGUUUCCUCAGAGCAGUUUAACAGACGAGCAGAACACAGACCUGCUGCAAUGCCAGGACACCACCGAAGACAGCUCUACUGUCAAGUAUAGAAGAUAUGGGUCUCGUCUGGGUGGGGUCAAAGUUCGCCACAAGAGACAGGUGCUGCAGGAUAUGGCUCGACCACUGAAACAUUGGCUGUACAAACACCGGGACAACCCCUACCCCACCAAGACAGAGAAGGUCUUGCUGGCUCUGGGCUCACAUAUGACUCUAGUGCAGGUUUCAAACUGGUUUGCAAAUGCCCGGCGGAGGCUGAAGAACACAGUGAGACAGCCAGACCUGAGCUGGGCCCUGAGGAUCAAACUGUACAAUAAAUACAUCCAGGGAAACGCUGAGAGACUGAGCGUGUGCAGUGAUGACACCAACUCAGAUGAUGAAGAGUGUCCCUUACAAACUCCUAUCAGCCAAUCUGACUUUUGCCGGUCAUCUUCCCACAAGAGCGUGCUCCAGAAACAGGGUAGCGUCCUCGCAAUGGCAGACUCCGCUAACAGUGACGACAGCGUGUCGCCUCCGUCUAAGUACAAGAGCAGUUUACUGAAUCGGUAUCUGAACGACACCCUGCGGCACAUGAUGGCGGCUAAGGCCGAUGGCGUCACCACGGCCCGCAAGAGGAGGAGCCACUCCGAGUCGUUCAGCUCCAACGAAUGUGAUCGAGAUGUUGUCUCCCCAGCGUCGUCCUAUGAAACAGAGGCCAACUUUGUCUAUCACAUGGAGGCAAUGGACUAUACUUCAACUAAAUGUGAUAGGGACCAGGAGCAGGACAGACGCCAGCAGAGACGAGUCAAUCAAGGCUGGAGGGAGAUCCACGCUGCCGUGGCUCUGACCAAUUUGGCUCAGGGACAGAGCUGCACCGUGGGGCCCACUCUCACCAGCCGCAUCAUCCAGAAGUCCUCUCAUAUCUCUGAGGUCCAGACUGUUAACGUGGCCCUGGCACACAGUGUGUAGGCAUUUCAUUUGAGCAUCUGGUCUGUCGUUCCACAUAGGAAUACCAGAUGCUUUGCAAUAUAUGUACAGCCUCUGUAAUUUUGUAAUUCUGAUCAACUUUGACAUUUUCAAUCAUUUUUACAUUGUAAAAUGGAAAAACUGACCUAACAAAAUUGUACAUGUUCUACUGGUUUUUUUUGCCAUGUUCCAAAUGUCUUCCCAUUGCCGUCUGUUGCAGUAAGUUAUAUUAACUUCCAUGAGACUGGAUUAUUGUCCAAUGCUAAAG